AUGUGUCACCCUGCAAUUGGGCUUAUCAACUCAACCUUCAGAGAGUCAAUAUUGUUUCUUGUUAUUUUUUUUCAGACAGCUUCACCCUUCCCUUCUACCACGACCAACAAAAUCAAACCAUUAACUGUAUCUGCUGGAAAGGGUAGAAUAAUCCAACUACCAGUCAAUGAUGUGGCAUUAUCAGCCUUUGUGGUUCAAGAACCUGACAAAGGAGAGACAUACCACUAUACCUGGAGUAUGGUGUCCUCCCCUAACGGUGAUAAAGACAAGGGGUUAAUGGAAGGAAAGACACUGGACACUGUCAAAUUAAAGAAUUUAAUAGCAGGAGGUUAUAUAUUUAAAGUGACAGUCACAGGAGAUAAUAAAUUUGGUGAAUCAACAGUGAAUGUUACAGUGUUGCCUCCUGCUCGAAUGAACACAUCCCCUGUAGCUAUAAUCAAACCAACCAAUCAGGUGAUCAAGUUACCUAAUUCUGGAGUUCUGGAUGGAUCAGACAGUACUGAUGAUGACAAGAUUGUGAAGUACCAUUGGGAAGAGGUGAAUGGACCCUUACAGGAACACAGUAUCAGUGGAGAUUCUUCUAUGUUGAAGUUACAGAACCUUUCUCCUGGCAACUAUACCUUUAAAUUAACGGUAACAGAUUCUGAUGGUGCUGUCAAUUCAUCUCAGGCUAAUGUCACUGUCCAUAAAGAAACUGAUUAUCCCCCUAAAGCCAAUGCAGGAUCAGAUGUAGUGAUCCACCUUCCAGUGAAAUCAGUGAUCCUGUAUGGUAACGCCAGCACUGAUGAUAAGGGUAUCGUUAGCUAUGAGUGGACCAAAACUGGUGACACUGAUAUCACUAAUGAUGUUUCAGGCGUCAGGACACCAUUUUUACAUCUAAAAGAUCUGGAAGUAGGAGACUACACCUAUACAUUGAAAGUGACGGAUGCCAGCGGACAGUCUUCUUCUGCUGAUGUUCACGUUUUUGUGAAACCAGAGACUAACCAACCACCAAAAGCAGUAACAGAAAAAAGCAUAGAGGUGGUUCUGCCAGCAGAUAACAUUGUUCUAGAUGGUACCAACAGUUCUGAUGAUUCCAAGAUAAUCACUUUUGCCUGGUCACAAAAAAGUGGUCCAUCUCAAUUAGAGUUAAUGAACAGUGAUCGUAUGGUAGCAGCAGCCAGAGGAAAGCUCAAAGAAGGCAUCUACACAUUCCAGCUCUUGGUCAAGGAUGCUGAUGGGCAGACUGGUACCCAGCUGUUGACAGUCACUACCAAAAAACAUGCUAAUCUAGCUCCAGUGGCCAAUGCAGGAGGAGACAAGGUGGUGUACCUGCCAGUGUCCUCUUUAGUUUUUGAUGGCAGCAACUCCAAAGAUGAUCAUGGUAUUGUUAAAUAUAAAUGGAGUAGAGAUCAGAGAAGCUUAGCUGCUGGGGAUAUAGUCAAUGGAUCAGCCAGUCAUGCAGUACUACAGUUGAUAAAUUUGGUGGCAGGCCGGUACAUCUUUACUUUAACUGUGGUAGAUGUUGAGGGUCUUUCCAAUUCUGAUUCAGCCUCAGUUAUUGUCAAAGAAGAUCCCAAUAAAAACAAUAUAAUAGAGUUAUUAUUAAACACAGAUAUCCAUGACUUCUCAGAAGAAAACAGGGUAAGAUUUUCUUUCAUUGUUCAAUUUAACUUUAUAAAGAAUUGCUUCGAGAAGAGGAAGGUUGUAAAACUAUUAUUGAUUAGUUAUCUCCAUGUCCAGUUUUUAGUGAAGAUUAAAACUAAAGAGAGCGAGAAAGUGCAACCAGGAGUUGAUAUUGUGGCAUUGUUACGUCGAAAAUUACGACAGAAUUCAGACAUUCUGGAUUAUUCUGUUAUCUCCAUUGACACACUAGUUUGUCAAAACAAAUGUUCUGGCCACGGACGUUGUGAAUUAAAAACUAAAAAAUGUAUUUGUGAUGCAUUCUGGAUGCAGAAUUUUUUUACUGCGUCUUUAUUUUUAUAUGAAAGCAACUGUGAUUGGAGUAUUAUCUAUGUCGUUAUUAUUAGUUUUAUAUUAGUCAUCACCGUAACUGGGGCAACCUGGUUAGUCAUUUGUAUGUGCAGAUCAAAAAGGUAUGCAGUUUUUGUUGGCUACUCUGUAUUUUUCUGA
Messenger RNA from Lottia gigantea (owl limpet), 2112 nucleotides. RefSeq lists its product as hypothetical. Lineage: Eukaryota; Metazoa; Mollusca; Gastropoda; Lottiidae. The record is from RefSeq and is a predicted model, not a curated record. The transcript has 17 exons. Gene Ontology annotation, cellular component: cytoplasmic vesicle; plasma membrane. The coding region runs from base 1 to 2112 and encodes 703 amino acids.